AUGGCUUCAGCUCCGGACCUCCCAGCUGUCCUCCCGUAUCAAGAUGCAGCGUUCGCUGUUGACGAGCGGGUGGAGGACCUCCUAAGCCGCAUGACCAUUCAUGAGAAGGCUGGACUACUGUUUCAGGAUAUGAUAUCCAUAGGUCCCGAGGGCCAGCUCAUGCCGGAUGAUCCCGUCGGCAGCAAAUUGAUGAACCAUUUUAAUCUUCUCGGUCCUGUGACAGACGUCCGGGAGGCAGCGGAAUGGCACAACCGGCUGCAGCGGCGAGCCAAGGACACGAGGCUCAGCAUCCCGGUUACGUUGUCGUCAGAUCCGCGGAACCACUUUGCGAACAAUGUCGGCACAGGUUUCAACGCCGGGGCAUUGUCCCAGUGGCCAGAGCCCCUCGGACUGGCUGCGCUCCGGUCUCCAGAACUUGUCCAGCAAUUUGCGACUAUAGCCCGUGAGGAGUACCUCGCCCUCGGGAUCCGUCUGGCACUACAUCCGCAGGUCGAUCUGGCCACCGAGCCCCGAUGGUCGCGCAUCAACCGUACGUUUGGCGAAGACGCCGAUCUCUCCUGCGAGCUGGCCAGCGCCUACGUCCGCGGGUUCCAGGGGCCCAAGCUCGGGCCAAAAUCUGUGGCGACCAUGACGAAGCACUUUCCCGGCGGCGGCCCGCAAAAAGACGGUGAAGAUCCUCACUUUGCCUAUGGCAAAGAGCAGAUUUACCCUGGAAAGAAUCUAGACUAUCACCUCCGUCCCUUCAAGGCCGCCAUCGCAGCUGGAACCACUCAGAUCAUGCCCUAUUACGGUAAGCCCAUUGGAACCAAAUACGAGGCUGUCGGGUUUUCUUUCAGCAAAGGGAUCAUCACGGACCUGUUGCGUCAGGAGCUGGGCUUCUCCGGAAUUGUCUGCACGGAUUGGGGCCUCGUCACCGACGCGAUCAUUUCAGGACAGGACAUGCCCGCACGUGCCUGGGGUGUCGAACACCUCACCGAGAUAGAACGGGUACAGAAAAUCAUCGACGCGGGGUGCGAUCAGCUCGGUGGCGAGUCACGUCCUGAACUGGUCGUCCAACUGGUUGAGCAGGGCCUGGUUUCUGAGGCUAGGAUCGAUAUCUCCGUUCGUCGGCUCUUGCGCGAGAAGUUUGUACUCGGGCUGUUUGAUCAGCCCUUUGUGGACGCGGAGGUAGCCGUUCAAACGGUGGGAAGGGCCAAUUUUGUGCGGCAGGGCUUAAAUGCCCAAAAGCGUUCUUUCACCCUCUUGACGAACAGCAAGGACAUCCUGCCGCUUCGUAGAGGGAACCUGAAAGUCUAUCUGGAAGGCCUAUCCCAUGCUACGGCCACGGCCCGUGGACUGUAUGUCGUCUCGGAUCCAGCUCGUGCGGACAUUGCGCUACUCCGGCUGAGCACGCCGCAUGAAGCACGUCCGGGAGGCUUUGAGAAGCGCUUUCACAGCGGGUCUCUGGCAUUUUCUUUUCAGGAACAGGCCCGACAGGCAGCCAUAUAUCAGGCGGUGCCCACCAUCGUCGACGUGUAUCUCGAUCGGCCCGCGGUUAUCCCGGAAGUUGUGUCAUCGGCCGCGGCGGUGCUGGCGAGCUAUGGGAGCAGUGACGAGGCCCUGCUUGAUGUAGUGUUCGGCGAGGCAGCCCCCGAAGGCAAACUUCCGUUUGACCUCCCAUCGUCCAUGAAAGCCGUGGAAGAGUCUCUGACCGAUGUCCCAUACAGCUCAGAAAGCCCCAUAUUUCGGCUUGCAUACGAUCGGUCACUUCCCCUCGCCGACUUAGACAUUGCACUCAGCACUCCACACUCUGCAUUUUCCCACACCCGCAGCCAUUCACUCCAGGUCGGAACGAGGUGCCCCGAAAAUGGCGUCAACGACAGGCCUGCCGCCACCGACGAUGCGCGCAUGGCUGCGGACAGGUCGCGGUGCAGCGAGCCACGUGCUGGAGCUGGUGGACGGCCUUCCGACACCGGCCGUACCAACAAACCGGUCGUCGGCCGACGUGCUGAUCCGGGUGGCGUACGUGCCGCUGCAGUUCAACUCGGAGCUGCUGCUGCAAAUGGUGCCGAGCAGCCUGGCGUUCCUGACGGGACCUCGUUACAUCCCGGAACUGGAGCUCUCGGGCGAGGUGGUCGCGGCGCGUUGGCCGAGUACGUGCGGCUGCCGGCCAGCCAGGUAACUCAAAUCGAUGACGCUGUCGGCCUCGAGGACGCCGCGGGACUGCACUGCUGCGGCUGCACUGCCCUCAAGAUGAUUCGCACGGCCAGCCUGUGCGCCGGCCAAACGGUGCUCGUCAACGGCGCCAGCGGAUCCGUCGGCUCGGUGCUGGUACAGCUGUGCAAGCUGCACGGAGCUAGCGUCGAGGCUGUGGCCAGCGGGGGCAACGAGGCCAUGCUGACAUCCCAGUUCAUCGACUAUCACCAGCACAAUCCCCUUCCGGCCUACCUGGCUCAGAACUACGGUGACCGUCCGUUCGACUUUCUGUUUGAUUGCGUCGGCUCGCAGCCGCUCUUCGACCACUCGCCGGCGUACCUUCAAGCCGACGGAGCCCUGAUCAACGUCAGUGGUGCCAACGCCAGCAGCGUCAACGGCUGGCUGGCCACAGUCCGCAACGUGCCGCUCAACACCUGUCUUCCAACCUGGAUGGGCGGCGUACCACGCCGCUACGCCAUAUUCAGCACGCCGCCAGCCCACGACGACGGCGUCUACCUAGCCCACCUGCUCGAGGCCGGCAGCGUGCGCAUCCCUGUCGACUCCGUCUUCGCCUUGCCGGACGCCCUGCACGCCUAUGAGCGUGUCGCCACCAAGCAUGAGUGGCUGUUGUGCAGAGAGGAGGCUAAGAACUGA
Molecule: messenger RNA, 2829 nt
Organism: Grosmannia clavigera kw1407
Lineage: Eukaryota; Fungi; Ascomycota; Sordariomycetes; Ophiostomatales; Ophiostomataceae
Product: glycoside hydrolase family 3 domain containing protein
Exons: 4
Coding region: 1-2829 (942 amino acids)
Biological process (GO): glucan catabolic process
Molecular function (GO): oxidoreductase activity; beta-glucosidase activity
Source: RefSeq, a predicted model, not a curated record